Molecule: messenger RNA, 560 nt
Organism: Contarinia nasturtii (swede midge)
Lineage: Eukaryota; Metazoa; Arthropoda; Insecta; Diptera; Cecidomyiidae
Gene: RpS25
Product: 40S ribosomal protein S25
Exons: 3
Coding region: 82-441 (119 amino acids)
Cellular component (GO): cytosolic small ribosomal subunit
Molecular function (GO): structural constituent of ribosome
Source: RefSeq, a predicted model, not a curated record
GCCAUCUUCACGCGAUUGAAAUUUCUACGCAUCACUAUCAAGUUGGUAGCUUGCUCUUUCCUUUCCCGUGUAAACUUUAACAUGGCACCGAAGAAGGAUACAAAAUCGUCGGCUAAGCAGCCACAAAAGACCCAAAAGAAGAAGGAAGGAGGUGGUGGCGGCAAAGCCAAGAAGAAGAAGUGGUCGAAAGGAAAAGUUCGUGACAAGUUGAACAAUCAAGUCUUGUUCGACAAGCCAACAUAUGAGAAAUUGUACAAGGAAGUCCCACAAUACAAAUUGAUCACCCCAAGUAUUGUAUCCGAAAGAUUGAAGAUUCGUGGUUCACUCGCCAGACGUGCCCUCAUCGAAUUGCGUGACAAAGGAUUAAUCAAACAAGUUAUCCAACAUCACGCUCAAGUUAUCUACACAAGAACAACAAAGGGCGACGAUCCAGUUGCAUAAAAAGGAUAUAUUAUUUUAUGUUCAAUAAAAAAUAUCGAUGCGUGUUUUUUAAAAAACCUAAAAUGAUGACCAUUUUAGCGCAAUAAAUCUUUUUGAAAUCAAUUCAAAACAACAUCAAA